AUGACCCUUGGGAGCUACCUUAUCGCCAGGUAUAAAGGACACUCCAGGGUUUGGGAAGAGCUUCUGAACAAAGUAUCCUCAUCUGAUUCCUGCAUAUGUGCCAAAGACAUCAGGCCUAUAUACCACAUGCAUCCCAAUGAGUCGGGCUGCCAGCCCCCUAGGAAAUGCUCGAAAUGCCAGACAAUUCAGAGAAGCGGCAUCGAGGAUGGUGAAUUUUCAUCAGGUAAACGGCAAGCGGUAUAUACGUGGCCCUUUACAUCCAACAAAGGCCGGCCAGCCCAUCCGCCUACCAAGCAGCUGAAAUCGUUACCAACAAAACAUCAUGUAAUUCUGGAGAGUCAUAGGGAUGGCCAUACAACAUCAGAGACCACAGUGUCCGAAUAUUUGGCUCAAACAACAGGGCCUGUCCCAAUCCCCCAAGCAUCACGCAACAUAUAUCCACCUCUAUACCAGCCGAUAUGGUCCAACACGUAUAGGACCCCUCAUCUCGAUUACCUAUCUCCGAACGACGCGCGAAAAUAUAAGGGCCCAGAUCAAAACAAUUGGGACUUGGAGCUCGAUAAGUGUGCAUAUAGCGUAAACAAUUGUGCGACUAGUCUUUUACAAAAGCAGAGGGCAGAACGUGGAUAUUGGGAAGAUACGAGAAGCUCUGGUGAAAUCUUUAUGAUUAACGAAUAUAAUAGUAUAGAGAACUUUUAG
Messenger RNA from Fusarium proliferatum ET1, 699 nucleotides. RefSeq lists its product as uncharacterized. Bases 1 to 699 code for a protein of 232 amino acids. NCBI's taxonomy places the organism in Eukaryota, Fungi, Ascomycota, Sordariomycetes, Hypocreales, Nectriaceae. The transcript is spliced from 3 exons. The record is from RefSeq and is a predicted model, not a curated record.